This is a messenger RNA of Morchella sextelata, 603 nucleotides long. RefSeq lists its product as uncharacterized. The record is from RefSeq and is a predicted model, not a curated record. Gene Ontology annotation, molecular function: nucleic acid binding. NCBI's taxonomy places the organism in Eukaryota, Fungi, Ascomycota, Pezizomycetes, Pezizales, Morchellaceae. Bases 1 to 603 code for a protein of 200 amino acids. The transcript is spliced from 2 exons.
AUGGAUAAACCCACCGCUAUCCCCCCCGCUCCCGUCCGUGAGGCGCAGAAUGUCAACAUUGUGUCAACCUCCGCCAUUGUAAGAAAAGUGGAUCAAUGUCUCUCCAAGCUCUAUCCCGAGCAGCGUGAGGAUCCCAAUCCCAACCCCAAUUACCCUGAACCUGCAUCCACGCCUGCAACCGUAACUGCCUCCAGCACUACUACAGCUACUACAGCUACUGCUAUCACCUCCGAUUUCCCCGCCGUCUCAAUCACUUCAAAAGCCGCCACCGCCUCCAAGGCAAUCACGGUAGCUGAGAUCGUCAAGCGCUGCAUCGGCGAAAAAGGCGGACAAUGGUACCAGUACACGGCCCUGUCAAGUGUGACGAACGAUCUACCUGGAUCGCAGAAGCAGGAGAAGCAGCCACAGAAAAAGAAAAGGAAGACGGGCGACGAGGAUAAGGCGGGGGAGGAUGAGGAGGACCCAUACGCUCUUCUCGUGGAGAAGACACCGCCAAAGAAGAGAAAGGUGCCUUUGUUGACCAUCUACAUCUCCAGGUCGCCGAUACCGGAGCUUCAAAAGCUUCACGGACCUCUUUGCUCCAGCGAACAAUCAGGGCCUUAG